Rhinichthys klamathensis goyatoka is the source of this 1114-nucleotide messenger RNA. RefSeq names its product sodium channel, voltage-gated, type I, beta b (gene scn1bb). Gene Ontology annotation, biological process: cardiac muscle cell action potential involved in contraction; sodium ion transport; regulation of heart rate by cardiac conduction. Gene Ontology annotation, cellular component: voltage-gated sodium channel complex. Gene Ontology annotation, molecular function: sodium channel regulator activity. The transcript is spliced from 7 exons. The coding region runs from base 181 to 849 and encodes 222 amino acids. Lineage: Eukaryota; Metazoa; Chordata; Actinopteri; Cypriniformes; Leuciscidae. The record is from RefSeq and is a predicted model, not a curated record.
AGCCAAACUGAUGCUGGUCUAGUGUUCUUCAGGAGUCCAUCACAUCAGCGGGACGGGGCCCUUCAGAACCUCAGAACAUGAAGACCCGUCACUGUGGACUCUAGAGUCUCAGAAGCCCACGAGAGAGAGAGAGAGAGAGAGAAUCACGGUCCAGCUCAGUGUCUGUCUUCUGUGAGCAUCAUGGACGUAUGUGUGAGACACCUGCUGCUCCUGUGUGUGUUCUUCACGAUCUCAGUGUCCGUGUGCAGCGCCGCAUGCGCAGAGGUGGACUCGGACACCGAGGCCGUCGCGGGAAGACCCUUCAAGCUCGGAUGCAUUUCCUGCAAGAUGCGCGGGGAAGUGGAAGCCACGGCCACCGUAGACUGGCACUUCCGGCCGCGCGGACAGGACCAGUUCACCCACAUUUACAGCUACGACGGAGAGGAGUCGAACAUCAUCGACGAGCGUUUCCAGGACCGGAUGGAGUGGUUCGGCAGCAGGAAAACCUUCGACCUCCAGGACGCGUCCGUCAACAUCCUGAACGUGACCUUCAACGACACGGGCGAUUACCAGUGCACCUUCAACCGCAUCCUCAGCUACCAGCACUACGAGUACUCCACCAUCGUCAGCAAGCUGGUGCACCUCACCGUCGUGGCCAAGGCCACGCGCGGGACGGCCUCCAUCGUGUCGGAGGUGAUGAUGUACGUGACGAUCAUCGGGCUGCAGCUCUGGCUGCUGGUGGAGAUGAUCUACUGUUACAGGAAGAUCGCGGCGGUGGGAGAAGAAGCUCUGCGAGCCAGCGCCGCGGAGUAUUUAGCCAUCGCAACUGAGGGCAAAGACAACUGCGCCGGUGUGCAGGUCGCAGAAUAACACAGGGUUUUCCCGGGAGCCUCUCCUGAACUGCUGCCACUCACUCCUGUUUUAUCCGCUGUUGUUCCUGACGAUCGAUCCCGUGUUCCGCAUGAUUCCUCACGCUAUGCAUGAACCGAACGCUCUCCCGAGAACUCACUGCAUUAUUCCUCCUCGCUCAUAGACAAGCGCAAUACUCUGAGUUUGCACUAGAGGUCAGUAAAGAAGAGCAAGGAAUCUCUGCUGAUCGAGGCCAAACACACACACACACACACAGACACGCACA